This is a messenger RNA of Moneuplotes crassus, 2002 nucleotides long. Lineage: Eukaryota; Ciliophora; Spirotrichea; Euplotida; Euplotidae. The record is from the annotation of a GenBank genome assembly.
UUAAAAUGGAGAUGCAAGCCCAGAACGAAAUUAGAGAACACAUUUACUCUUUCAGGUUCAUGAAUCCUGAUAAUGAGAAUAAUUGAUACAUCAAUUCGGUCCUCCAGCCGUUCCUCAGAAUUUUGUUUGAGGAGAAUAAAAGUGAAGUGCUGGAAAAUUUGAAUGAGACAAAGAAAGAGCCGAAUAGAGCUGUCAAAUGCCUCAAAGAGAUCAUUAAGAAAUCCCUCAAAGCUACAAAUGGUGAUACAAAGAUUAAAAUAAAGAACUUUAGGAAGGAACUCUCAAGAGAGUAUGACAAAUCAUUCGCCUACCAAGCGAUGGGAGAUCCAUUGAUGUUCUUGCACUAUCUCUUUACCAUAUCACCUUCAUUAAUAAAGGUAGAUCAAAAGGACUUUGACAGGAUAUGUGAUGACGCUAUUUUAUGAGAUACAAAUUUCUUCAAAAAGAGCCUGAACGUACGGCAAUAUGUGAUCGACCGACUUUUCAAGAUCGAGUUUAUUAAAUACUCGCAGGAAAAUCACGAUGAAAGCUGGAGGAGUCAUUCCAAGAAGUGGUUUACCAUUCCUAUGGGUACCCUCAUCCCUUGCAUGGAGAAAAUAUAUGCUGAAGGAAUUGAGAGUUUUCAUAACAAAGUAGAUGGAAAACUUGCCAAGCUUUAUAGUGCUUCACUAAGAAACAACGAAGAAAACCAUUAUAGUAUGUUCUUGAAGAUUUUAAGAAAUUCCAAGGACUCUGACAACCAUCGAGACGAAGCUAGGAUUCUGAACAAAAUACCAAAAUAUUUUACUUUCUUCUUUGAGUAUAAAAAUUAUUUCGAUAAUACAGACUGAGGAGCUGAAGGGUCUAUUCCUGAAGAGAAGUUUAAUUGCCGACCUCUUAUUUGCUCGUUGAUUCCUGAAAAAUUUAAACUUGACACUAUUUUUGAGUAUACAAAACACCAAGACAGCAUCCUUUCGUUAGGCUCAAGCAAUAAUAUGAGUAUGGGAAAGAACAGUGCAGUCGAGUACACUUGUUAUGUCCAGCACAUCGUCGGGUACUACGGAAGACACUACAUUGCCUUUGUAUCGACCAAUGGAGAUGAUUGGAUUAAAUAUGAUGAUAACAAAGUCCAGAAUAUCGGAAGCUACAAAAAUUUAGUAAAGUACUUUUGCACAUACAAGAUAAUCCCAUACCUGGUAUUUUACAAAUGAGACAAGGGCUGUGGGUCUGAAUGCUCAGAUAAAGAAGAUUUCAAGAGCUGCUGUUCAACAGAAUUCUUGAAGGCAAACAAACGUUCCUCCAAUUUCUUAGCUAAUGAGAGUACUUAUCAGUUCAUCUCUGAGCAAGAUAGGAAGAUGUCAAAUUUUGCUACAGUUCCAAAAGAGAAAAAGGAUGAUACAAGUUAUUAUGAAGAGGAUCUUGAUACUAUGGAGCAAGGCGGCCUAAGUUAUGCUGGUUAUGAGAAAUUAGAGGAGUACAAGCUCAGGGAUACUAGCAAGUCCUCCAAUAUCCCAGAGAAGUACAAAGCCCAGAAACUAGUUAUGAGUCCAGAAUCAGAGAUAAUUCAAACUUCUUGAGGAAUUAAGAGGGUUUAUGCUAAGUCUCUUCCGAAGCAGAUAGAUAAGAACUGAUCAAGGCAAGAGAAUUAUAUCAAGAUCAAUAAGAUGAGAGGAUCAUCUAGGUUCUAUCAAGAUUUUGAUAAAGACUCUUAUAUUGAGCCUGAAUCUAAGUGGGCUGAACAUCGACUUCAUCGGCAAGAAUCAGAUUUAAUGCUGCCAUUUAAAGGAAUAACCCAUACUGCAGAAAAGGGUCAAAGGAAGCUUAAAAUGUCAGAAAAUAAAUCUGAGCAUUCGGAUAUGAAUGAAAUGUACCAUAGUCUUUCUGACUUGAAGAAAACUCCAAAGGAAAGCCUUUACAAGUCCAGUUUUUCUUUAACAAUUAGUAAAUCUCGGAGGUCACAUAUGAAAUCUUUGACUCAUAGUGAUGAAUUAGGAUGAGGAAGAUGCAAUAUAUUCUAAUUCUU